AUGGGAACCGUGACACAUGGCUCCUGCACACUGAGAUUGAACCUAACCCAUGGUAGUGAUUGGACCUGCUUAAUACAUACAGUGUUCUUCAUUACCAUCACCAACAGAAUUGAUUGUUGUUCCAGAAGACUGAAUGGAGCUGAGAUCUGGAUUGGAGACUCUGUGGAGGACAACAAUGGCAACAAUCCCAGACGUGCUUUGGUCCCUUCUGUCCCAGAGCGCGCCUUCAGCACCUUCCAUUGUAACGGCAUGGAGGGACAAUACAUCAACGUGGUCAUUCCAGGGAGGAAUGAGUUCCUGACCCUGUGUGAGGUGGAGAGCUACGGGGCACCACUGGACUGA
Molecule: messenger RNA, 342 nt
Organism: Oncorhynchus tshawytscha (Chinook salmon)
Lineage: Eukaryota; Metazoa; Chordata; Actinopteri; Salmoniformes; Salmonidae
Product: fucolectin-5-like
Exons: 2
Coding region: 1-342 (113 amino acids)
Source: RefSeq, a predicted model, not a curated record